AUGCCCGUUUUUAAUAAUCCCUUACUCACCACAACAUCAACCAUCAAUAAUUCUACAUCAAAUACGUCAACAACAAACGCCAUCAACAUCAGCUUAAACGGUUUGCCAGACAAAUACGUAUGCGCUGAUGGAGAUGUUUGUCAAGAUCCUUCCCAUAAGCAUUAUCAAGAAUAUCAAAAAAAAUUGCAAGAACAGUUAAAGCAAGAAGAGCUGAUACAAAAAAAGAAAAGACGAUUAUCCAUGACAACUGAAAUAUCAACAGUUAGAUUAAUGCCAACUACAACUUGUUCACUUUAUUCCGGCUCAAAGUUUAGAGGUGAACAGACAAGUGGCAGAAGUAGUUAUGAUGUUUCAGUUCAUAUUCAGCAUGUUAAUCUUUCAGAAUCAUAUCUAUGUGGAUAUCUUCAUAUUAAAGGUUUAACGGAAGAUUAUCCUGAAUUAACUACAUUCUUUGAAGCCGAAAUCAUUGGACGUAAAUAUUCCUUCCUAACUAAAAAAUGGGAUGCUGAUGAUAAGAUAGAUAUGCAACACUGGGUUCGUUUCCCAGCUUUUAAACCACUUCAGAAAAAUAUGAAAAAAGAUGGAUUUGUUUAUGAUUUUCAUAAUAAAGAUUAUAUUUUUAUGAGAUGGAAAGAACAUUUUCUUGUUCCUGAUCAUCGUGUUAGAACAAUUAAUGGUGCUAGUUUUGCAGGAUUUUAUUAUAUUUGUUAUCAAUUAAGUACAGGAACCAUUACCGGUUUCUACUUUCAUAAAAGUUCUGAAAGAUUUCAGGAAUUGAAGUUGCAUCAUUUAGUAGAUAAUUCUUUUCCAUCAUUUGAAUUUCGAUGA
Entrophospora sp. SA101 is the source of this 828-nucleotide messenger RNA. The record is from the annotation of a GenBank genome assembly. Lineage: Eukaryota; Fungi; Glomeromycota; Glomeromycetes; Entrophosporales; Entrophosporaceae.